This is a messenger RNA of Cyprinus carpio (common carp), 1135 nucleotides long. RefSeq names its product calcium-regulated heat-stable protein 1-like. Lineage: Eukaryota; Metazoa; Chordata; Actinopteri; Cypriniformes; Cyprinidae. Gene Ontology annotation, molecular function: mRNA 3'-UTR binding. Gene Ontology annotation, biological process: regulation of mRNA stability. Gene Ontology annotation, cellular component: cytoplasm. The record is from RefSeq and is a predicted model, not a curated record.
UGGACGGCUUCGGUGUAGUCACGCCUCUUUGGACCCUCAUUCAGAGUGAGACAGAGACCAGCGAACGCCAAGCAACUUCUCUUUUCGUUGUUUACCGUCUACAACAGUCUUCGAUUGUUUUCUUUGGCUCGUGCACAUUUGCUAACGUAUCCUUUGAGUGUCCCACCGUCAGCAUGUCCUCAGACGCAUCCUCCCCUGUGAAGUCCACCACCCCUCCUCUGUCCCCGCUGUCUCCUGUCUCUCCGGUUUCCCCCAGCUCUCUGCGUCUGCCUGCCUGCCGCCAAAGAGAGCGGUCACCCUCCCCCAUGAGGGGCUACCUGAUUCCCAGCCCCCUGCCCACCCGCCGCAACCGCACCUGCUCAGCUGCAGCGCGUGCAGCCGAGGGGCCGGUCUUCACUGGGGUCUGCAAGUGCUUUUCACGUUCCAAAGGACACGGUUUCAUCACGCCAUCAGACGGAGGCAAUGACAUCUUUGUGCACAUAUCUGACAUCGAUGGGGAAUAUGUGCCAAUGGAAGGAGAUGAAGUUAGCUACAAGAUCUGCUCUAUUCCUCCCAAACAUGAGAAGAUCCAGGCCGUGGAGGUGACCAUUACUCAUUUAGCACCAGGCACGAAGCAUGAGACCUGGUCUGGAGCGGUGGUUGAAACAUGAGAUCCUCGCUUAACUCUGAACUGUGUGAUAGUGAUGUUAAAAUGAGUUUCUGUUCCUUUCCUGUUGGGUUUGGGGUGGGAACGGGGCUGAAUUAUCUCUAAGUGCUGUGUAACAUGACGCCAUAAUUCCAAGAAAAAUACAAAAAUACUGCAUCUGUUUUUCCCCCUUUCUUUCUUUGGGCCCAGGAGGGGAGUUUGUUUAAAAUUCUCUAUUAUUGGGUUUGUGGUUAAUAAUGUGGAAUGAACAGCAGUCAGUUAUACUUACGCUAACCAUCUGUGAAUCGAAGAACUGACUGCAAAAUCUUAACAAGCUUCAUCGCAUAACUAAAUUGCUAAAAUAUGUAGAUUUCCAAUUUUUUUUCACUGGAAAAAAAAGGCUGUCUAUACAUUGUGAAAAUCUAUCAUUUAGAUCAUUUCUCAUGUGCAUGUGUGUUUCUUGGUCAUUUUGGUUCAGUCAAGAACAAUAAAAGAUUCAUCAAAAUGUCA